Molecule: messenger RNA, 6829 nt
Organism: Sorex fumeus (smoky shrew)
Lineage: Eukaryota; Metazoa; Chordata; Mammalia; Eulipotyphla; Soricidae
Gene: MTUS2
Product: microtubule associated scaffold protein 2
Exons: 14
Coding region: 196-4314 (1372 amino acids)
Cellular component (GO): nucleus; cytoplasm
Molecular function (GO): microtubule binding
Source: RefSeq, a predicted model, not a curated record
UAUCCUGCUGUUAUGUCAAGACAAUGCAUAGAUUGAAAAUCAUUCUGGAAAUGAUGACAGCACUAUCACCAUGUGACAUUGUCAGGAGGCAAAAGGCAGCUUGAGAAUUUCCUUUGGAGCACAUAUCUGCUUGAAGGAAGCCCUUUCCUAUCUAAUAAAACUGCAGAGCACACAGCCCCCACUGAAGGGUGAACAAUGAGCAUCCCAGCAGCUCCCAAGAAGUGUUACACUCAGUUGCGGGACAACAGAAAUGGAGCAAAAAAUAAUAAUGAGAGCCUCCUAAGCCUGGGAGACACAAAUGCCAAUGAGAUCAUGUUUGAGGUCGCUUCCUCUCAUGAUAAGUCUGAGAAAGGCAACCUGACUGAUGAGAUUGGAAAUGCAAAUUCAACUGAACAAGAAAGCAGUAUCCUUUUCAACAAGGAAUUUCACCAACUUCAGGGCUUUGGGAAGGGAUCUCUGGCUGGCCCCACUGACCUGAAAGAUUCUAAAUUUGCACUGCCUGGUCAAGAACACAAUGAAAAGCACAUGAUUGAGAGAGGCACAAAUAUCCUGCAACCCCCUCACAGUAGUAAGGGAUUGAGUCUGUCAAGUCGGAGGACUCUGAUGGGGGAGGCCACUCCAGAGGUUUUGACCAAGAGGGAUGCUGAUCUUCUCUGGCAUGCUCCCAAGGACAAACUGGCCAAGACCCUUGACAAUGAGGAACUGAGAAGACAUUCUUUGGAAAGAGCAUGCAGCUCUGCUGUUGUUGGGGACAUGCUUGUGAGGGAGCGUGUUGGGAACCUGAGCCACCAGCUUCCUCCUCCCGCACCCCUGGAGUCCCCUCAAGCUAUCCGUCCUGUGUCCAGUGGUGGGGAGGGACCCCAGAAGACAUGGCCAGCUCGUUCUUUGGGGGCAGCAUUGCCUGUAGCCGAGAGUACCUCUGAGGGAAAGAGUCCAUGUCAACCUAAAGCAACUACCUCAGAAGCCAAGGAGACCAGCACCUUAGAGGUGCAGAUGGAGGGGGGAUGUGUCCUGAAAGUUGGUGAUGAGAGCACACCAGACUCUGCCCAUCCAGACCCAGCUCUGAAUUCAGUUUGGGCCUUGAAGGAAAGCCCAAGUCAACCAGAAGCACAAUUAGAACUGGGAAAGGCAGAGCCCACACUGGAGCGGAAAUGGGUUCCAUCCAGGACCAUGAAGGGACUGAGGCCAGCCCACACAGAGAGUUUGGAAUGUCUUGAGGAGGGUGUGUUAUCUCUUGAAAGAAAGGCACCAAAUGUGGCAGCAUACCAUGAACCCGCGGCUCGGGGGAUGCUGAGUGCUCCCUCACAUACUGGGCUCCCCAACCCUGGAACAGGGAAAGGAAGAAGUGAACUUGGAAAGAGAGCGGCCCAGGGUGUUGGUGAGGAAGAGACUCUUCAAACUAGCCCCAAACGGAGUCUUGCUUCUGUGGUUGCUGCUACUGAUCAGCACGUAGGCCGAAUCCCACCAAGCACAGCUAGGAAAUGGGGUGAAAUGGAACCCAGCAGCAUUGCCCCAAGUGAUGUUCCUGUAACUUCUCUUCCUACCAAUCUAGUAAAUGGCAGAUGCAUAGAUGUUGGUGAGGAGAGAAGGAUUGACAACAGCGCUCCAGUUUCCACGUCAGAUCCUUCUCUUGGAGCUGUCAAAACUGGGGUUCCAGAGCCCCUUGAUUCUCAGAGUAGCAGCAGAGAAGCAGAGGAAAAUAAAGAGACGACUUCAUCAGCUGCUCAAUAUGGAAGCCUUCUAGAAACUGCUGCUAAAACUGAAAGCACCCCAGGAAGGGCAGAGCCUCUUGUCCCAGCACCCCUGCACCCAGAGUCAACUGGGAAUGUGACACCCCAGCCACCACUAUCCAGCAGCACUUCUCAGAACUUCAGUGUAUUGGAUGUGGACACAGGAUCAUCAACGGUUGCCACACUUCCCACUGACUCUGCACAACUGUUGAAUACGUCCCUGAAAGUGCCUGAGAAGAACGCCCACUCCAGUGAGUUCUCCAAGCCUGUCUCCGCACAUCCUGAGGACAAACCUUCCUUUCUUGAGGGAAUGGAAAAUCAUCUGGCUGAGAAGACAGAAGAGGAAAGGACAGACCCCAAGCCCAUCAUUAUGCCGAAGCCCAAGCAGGUGAGACCCAAGAUCAUCACCUACAUCAGGAGGAAUCCUCAGGCCCUGGGCCAGGCAGACACUUCAGUAGGACUCGUUCCAGUGGGCCUUCCUUAUGACCCAGCUACAUGUAGCAUGCCUCUCCCCAAGGAAGAGAAGCCUGCAGAGGGUGACCUGAAGCCACCUGCCAGUCUCUAUGAGAAAUUCAAGCCAGACUUGCAGAAGCCAAGGGUGUUUGGCUCUGGAUUGAUGGUGUCUGGAAUCAAGCCCCCAGGACACCAUCUCAGUCAAAUGAGUGAAAAGUUCUUGCAGGAGGUUACAGAACGCCCUGGAAAAGAAGAAUAUUGCUCUCCUGCCUAUACUCAUUAUGAAGUUCCUCCAACUUUCUACCGAUCGGCCAUGCUCCUUAAGCCUCAACUGGGAUUGGGUGCCAUGUCCCGUUUACCAUCUGCCAAAAGCAGGAUUUUGAUCGCAAGUCAAAGAUCUUCAGCCAGUGCCAUCCACCCACCAGGACCCAUAACAGCGGCGGCCACUCUCUACAAUUCCGAUCCUACAGCAGACUUAAAGAAGGCUUCCUGUUCAAAUGCUGCAAAAGCCAACCUACCAAAAUCAGGACUUCGUCCUCCUGGAUACUCGAGGCUCCCAGCAACCAAGCUGGCGGCAUUUGGGUUCGUCCGGAGCUCCAGCGUGUCCUCUGUGUCCAGCACUCAGUCUUCAGAUAGCCUGCAGCCUGAGCAGAGCAGGAUGAACCGUUCAACCUCUGGGAAUGAAGACCAGCCUUCCUUGAAGGCAUCUCUGCCUUCCAAAGAUGCACCCAAGGGGUCCAGUCGAAUGACCCCUCCAGCGUCCUCCAAUGUGACAACACCCCGCAGGAGUUUGCUUCCAGCCCCAAAAUCCAUGUCCACACCUGCUGGAACCAAGAAAGAAGUACAGAAAGAUCAAGAUACUAAUAAAGCUGCUACUUCCUCCCCUAAGAGAUUAUCAACUGUGGCCAGCAAGCUUCACUCACCAGGCUACCCCAAGCAGAGGACCACGGCUCCCCGGAAUGGGUUUUCCCCCAAGCCAGAUCUGCAGGCGCGUGAAGCCGAGCGACAGCUGGUGCAGCGGCUGAAGGAGCGCUGUGAGCUGCAGGCCCGGCAGCUGGGCCUGGUCCAGGGGGAGCUGAGGAAGGCCAUCCGCAGCUUCGAGGCGCUCGCUGUAACCACCCAACACUUCUUCAGGAAGAAUGAAAGUGCCGUUGUGAAGGGGAAAGAGCUGUCUGUGGAACUUGCAAACAUCAGGGAUGAAGUUGCCUUCAGCACAGCCAAGUGUGAGAAGCUGCAGAAGGAAAAGGAGGAGCUGGAGCUGCGGUUUGAGGAGGAGGUGCGGCGGCUGGGCUGGCAGCAGCAGGCCGAGCUGCAGGAGCUGGAGGAGCGGCUGCAGCUGCAGUUCCAGGCCGAGCUGGCGCGCCUCGGGGAGGAGCACGGCGCGCAGCUGCUGCGCAUCCGCGGGCAGCACCAGCGGCAGGUGGAAGACAUCAGUGGCAGCCACGAGGCUGCGCUCCUGGAGAUGGAAAAUAACCACACGGUCGCCAUCGCCAUCCUACAGGACGACCACGACCACAAGGUCCAAGAGCUGAUGUCUACCCACGAGCUUGAAAAGAAAGAACUGGAAGAAAGUUUUGAAAAGCUGCGGUUGUCCUUACAGGAUCAGGUGGACACGCUGACCUUCCAGAGUGAGUGUCUGCGAGACCGAGCCAGGCGCUUCGAGGAGGCUCUGCGGAAGAACACGGAGGAGCAGCUGGAGAUUGCACUGGCGCCAUACCAGCACUUGGAAGAAGACAUGAAGAGUCUGAAGCAGGUGUUAGAGAUGAAGAAUCAACAAAUACACCAGCAGGAAAAGCGGAUCAUCGAGCUGGAAAAGCUGGCUGAGAAAAACGUUAUCCUGGAGGAAAAGAUCCAAGUUCUGCAGCAGCAGAAUGAAGACCUCAAAGCAAGAAUUGACCAGAACACUGUUGUUACCAGACAACUCUCGGAGGAGAACGCUAACCUCCAGGAAUACGUGGAGAAAGAAACCCAGGAAAAGAAGAGACUGAGCCGGACCAACGAAGAACUGCUUUGGAAGCUCCAAACUGGAGACCCCACCAGUCCCAUUAAACUCUCCCCCACAUCCCCAGUUUACCGGGGCUCCUCCUCGGGGCCCUCGUCUCCAGCCAGAGUCAGCAUGACGCCCAGAUGACGCCCCUAAGGAGCCACGACCCCCGCUGCCCGGUCCCGCGGUCACUGUCGGGCUGGGGGGAAGUGAGGGGGCGGGCCGGCCCGCGCAUGCUCAGUAGCUGCAGAGCCACUCCGAGCUGAGCCCCCCUGACCCUGUGCUCCACUGUCCCCGUGUUGGCGCCUAGGAGAAAGGAACCGGUAGUGUCUGAUGUGCAAACGCUUGACCUUAGAUAGAGUCAAAAGAACGGAAACCCCCACUUGUUUUUGAGCAAUGAACUUUCAUCGCAGAAUUUCAGGUGAGCUACGAAGAGCUCAGUUUUGAGUCUACAUUGAAUAAUUAUUGUGUACUACACCGCUGCGUGUGUAUCGUUCGAUAGACGCACGCGGCCGAUCGGAAUUGCAUUUUUUUUAUACCACAAAGUGCUGACAUAUUUUGGUGAAGGUCAGCAUUUUUUUUCUAACUUGUGCCUAAGAAUUAUUGGGAAAUGAAAAUGCAUUUCUAUCUAGCUUCCCAGGAAUAUUUCUACCCAAAAUAGAAAAAAAAGUUUAAAAAAAUUUAAAAAAAAAAAGAAGAAGAAGAAGAAGAAGCGCCUUUCAACCUGCCACCAAGUGGUACUCUAUUUAACACAAACACCAGCGAUUUGUGAACGGUAAUUGCUUUUGGAACCAUCAGCUUCUUAGUCAACAUGAUGUGAAGUCACUAUUCUUCCAUUCCCAAAUUUUAAUUAUUAAUAAUCCUGUCGUGAGCAGAUUAGAGAGAGCCCAGAGAGGCAGCAGUUUUGCAGAUGCUCCUUACGACAGUGAAUCAUCAUCUAUAGUCUCGUCAACAGAAAUUUUGCUUUUUUCCUAAAUGGCAUCUUGGGAUCCAUCAUUAAGUGAUAGCACCCUCAGGAAACCAUGGACACACAUUACCUUCUCUCAGGAAGGGGAGGGGGCCCCGGAGCUGGCCCGAGUCCAUGGGUGGGAGCUCCAUGCUCAAGAAAGCUAACUACUGAGAGGGUCUGUAUUCUGAGCACAGUCAGCAUCUUUAGAAUUCCACUUGGUCUGCUCUGAUGUGCCACUCUGCAGUGGUAACACCACCAAAUCAGACCCUCAACCUCCCUGUGUCAUAAGUACCACACCCUCCCUUCACUUUGGUUCUGUAACUCAAACCCAUCCCUGUCUAUUGAGAUGACUCAGGGGUUCUAACAGGCACUUCUAGAAAGACGACUUCUCUGCCGGCAAAUCAGUUUUCAAGCUGUGCAACACCAUAGCCUGCCCCCCCAGAAAAACAGGUCUGUUUUUCUGAUGGGUGAAUACGCAGUGAGAGCCACAGUAGACAGGGGUCUCACAGGCCCAGGAGAGUCCGCCACCCUGAGGAGCCUGGCGAAUCAGCCCGCCAAGUAGUGUAGGCUGGCGAGCUGCGCUUGUGUCUGAGACGGUAGAAGUAGGAUGUGAAAGGUUUCCUGUAGCACUGAGGCCGAGUAGGAACACGGCACCAUGAGGAAGAAGCCGCUUCACCUGUCAGUAGCGUGCAUGGCCUGGGUGCCGUAGUUUCCUGACUGUGAUGGUGGCCCUGUGCUCUGCUCCUGUGGGCCGGGCUGUCCCGUAGCAGGGCAGAAGCACACAGGGAUGCGCACCAGAGGCGGGGAGCAGUGAGGAGACCCCCCAGAGGAGUUCACUCGUGUGUGUGUCUCAGGCACCAUGAGUCACUCACAUCGAGCCCUGGCCUAGGUGCAUCUCAUCCCUCGCCAUCCUCCCCCCGGUCUUUGCCCAACACACACAAUAGUCACACAUUGAAGAACCUUUGUUUCGUUUUUCUUUAGUGGCUCUGCAUGAUGCUAUGAUCCCAAGUUGGGCAUUUUAUUAGAGUAGAUCAUGCCACGUUGACUAUACACACAAUUAGUUAUUCUCUUGGCGGCCAGACCCCCCCCCCCCGCCCCCGCAGACCCGAGCCGGGGUGGCGGCAGUGAGGGCCUGCUUCCCUCACGGCACCUGCUAGAUGCAGUGACACAGCAAUACAGAGUUCAGUGUUACAUUAGGAUGUGGUUCAGUGUGUUAGCCUAUUGCGGUCCGAGUCGUAGAGAUUGUUAGAGCUAAGUACCCCUUCCUCUGUGCACCCAAGCCCCCUGCCCUCACCAACCCUGAUCCACGGACCUGGGCACCUUCCCACGCACGGGCACGUGUUUUCCCUUGUCCAUGACACUCAUCACGCCCGGCUCCUAGCCCCAACCAAACGAGGGGGAGACAGCCCUCCCCGCCCUCACCUCCCGCACCCGUGACCCUCUGCCCUCUCUUGCCCUGUGGGACCCCAUGCCCCAGAUACCACCUCCCCCAUCCCCGGAGCUGUUUCCACGUGCAGAUGCUGCAGACCCAGCAGACCUCAUCCACCUCCCGUCGGGGUCUGGGAGGCCCCAGGGGUGUCAGGGCAGGGGGGAGGCGGAGUGAUGGGCUGGCACACUCGGUGACUCUGUGGACAGGGGCACACACUCUGAUGGCCCCAUGCGGUUCUGUGUUACAUAUUUGUGUUUGAAGCAUAUUAAAACGAACUUGAGGGA